Molecule: messenger RNA, 2184 nt
Organism: Gryllus bimaculatus (two-spotted cricket)
Lineage: Eukaryota; Metazoa; Arthropoda; Insecta; Orthoptera; Gryllidae
Source: the annotation of a GenBank genome assembly
AUGGCAGUUUUAAAGGAGGCUAGAUUUAAUGGAACAGUUCCUAUUCUUUCUCUUGAUAGUCCCGCAAAGACAGCCGAAACUGAAGACAUCGAUCCUCUUCACGAUGAACUACAUAAUAUUCAAAGUAUGAUUCGUUUGACGAGAACAAACAUCGACGCUUUGAAUGCCAAGUUUGCAGGUUUUCAACACCCACCAUCUAUGUAUUUAACAGAAUACCAAGAACUUACCAGUAAACUGCACGAAUUUAAAGUCAAAGAACAGGAGUUAAUUGAACUGAUAAACAGUGGACGUGAUAGUCCAGAAGAAACGUGUGACCGUCACCUGCUCGAUCAAGGUAGCGGUGGGGACAGUUCUCCACGAAUUGUGCCAAGAUCUCCUUUGAAGUCCGUAGUUAGAGCUCACCUCCCAAACCAACAAAGGACUAGUGUUCAAGUGCGACCAGGUCAGACGCUGAAAGAAGCUCUAGCCAAGGCAUUGAAAUUGAGAAAAUUGACCCCAGAAAUGUGUAUUGUGUAUAAAGGGCAUAGUAAAGUUCUGAUUCCUUGGGAAGCAGAUAUAUCAUCCCUUGAAGGGGAAGAAAUUACUGUAGAAAUAUUAGACAAGUUUUCAAUAACUACAAGUAUUUCUCAUAAUUUUGUUCGCAAGACUUUCUUUUCAUUGGCAUUUUGUGAGUGUUGCAGUAGAUUAUUAUUUCAAGGAUUUUAUUGUAGAACCUGUGGUUAUCGUUUUCACCAACGAUGUGCAACAGGUGUUCCUGCUUUAUGUCAGCAAGUUCGAAUGCAAGAUAAUUAUUACCAAUUUUUACUUGCACAGAAUCCAGUAUCUUCUGCCGGUAUCUUGCAAACUCCAUCUUUCGGACCAGGCAAUUCUUGUUCACCAUCACAGCCACAGCCCAUACCUCGUAGACAUCACCCAACGCUUGGAACUAGAGAAAGGUCUAGCUCUGCACCUAAUGUCUGUUAUAAUCUAGUCAGAGAUGGUGGAGACUCAACAGUUGAAGAAUUUUCCAGUCGUUUAAAUCGCUCGAGUCCUGUGCCUCCAGGAGUAAGUGGUGGUACCUUGUCAACUUGCAGCCCCAGCAGCAGUCCAACUAAACCAUCCCAUAGUCAGAGUGCCCAGGCAUCGCCCACCAACACUUUAAGACCAUGGCGCCCAAGAGCUCGUAGUGCUGACGAAAGCAGCAAUAAGGUGCGAACUCCUCGAGAAUCCAUUGAGGACUGGGAAAUACCAGCUGAUGAAAUACUGAUUGGCCCACGUAUUGGCUCAGGUUCAUUUGGAACUGUAUACAAAGGUCACUGGCAUGGACCUGUAGCUGUGAAAACACUGAAUGUGAAGGAUCCCACUCCUGCUCAGUUGCAGGCUUUUAAAAAUGAAGUUGCUGUAUUGAGGAAAACACGCCAUGUUAAUAUCCUUCUAUUUAUGGGUUGUGUUAGCAAACCACAGUUAGCAAUAGUUACUCAGUGGUGUGAAGGAUCUAGUUUAUACAAGCAUUUGCAUGUUUUAGAGACUAAAUUUGAGUUACUCACACUUAUUGAAAUAGGGAGACAAACAGCACAAGGUAUGGAUUAUUUACAUGCAAAAAACAUAAUACAUAGAGAUUUGAAGAGUAAUAAUAUUUUUCUUCAUGAUGAUCUCACUGUGAAAAUAGGGGACUUUGGUCUAGCUACUGUAAAGACACGCUGGUCGGGAUCCCAGCAAUUUCAACAACCCACUGGUUCUAUCUUAUGGAUGGCUCCUGAAGUGAUACGCAUGCAGGAGGAGAGCCCAUAUAGUUUUCAGUCAGAUGUGUAUGCAUUUGGUGUAGUGUUGUAUGAACUUUUAGCAGGACAACUCCCAUAUGCCAGUAUCAAUAACAAGGAUCAGAUACUCUUUAUGGUGGGAAGAGGAUAUUUAAGACCAGACCUCAAUAACCUUCGGUCAGAUACUCCAAAAGCUCUGAGACGACUCUCUGAGGACUGUAUAAAACUGAAUAGAGAAGAACGGCCUCUUUUUAGACAGAUUCUUGCAUCCCUUGAGAGUGCUGUACGCCUACUACCUAAAAUCCACCGAUCGGCUUCAGAACCUACAUUGAACCGCACUCAGCUACAAUCGGAUGACUUUCUGUAUAUGUGUGCUUCUCCAAAAACACCCAUAAAUUCCCAGUUUGGAGCUUUUCCAUUUUAUUCAGUUGGAGGAAUUGUAUAA